CGAGUUGUGCAAUCGAACGCACUGUUUCCGCACGGAUGACAUACGCCUCGAACCUUCAAAGCUUUCCUCAUUCCACUCCCAGGCCUUUUCCAGCUCUCGCAAGCACGUUUCGUCUCUCCGGAGGCAAAUCAUCCAAGACGAUGCUCAAUUUGCUCUCGUAGAGGAAACACCUUUUCUUGACAAAUUUUCCCGUACUGCUUCUUCAAAUCUAUAUCAGGACUUUUGAAGAGGAAUUGCCGCUGGCAGUACAGAAUCAGAUACAAUGGAGGAAUCUGAGGGAACUCUUUUGAACUCACCCCUUAUUAAAAAAAUAUCCAAUGGUGAUUACACCUCGGUUUUCAAAGACUAUGGAUUGAUUGGCAUGUUGGGUGUGAUUGUUCUCUCAGUACUCAUACCCUUGUUGGUGUCCGUGAUGCUUGCGGGGAAGAAAAAAGUGAAACAAAGAGGGGUUCCUGUAGAUGUUGGAGAUGAGGCUGGUCUAGCAAUGCGCAAUGCUAGAUUGUCCAAAUUGGUUGAAGUUCCUUGGGAAGGGGCCACUACUAUGGCAGCUUUAUUUGAGCAGUCUUGUAAUAAGCACUCACAACAACUAUUUCUUGGAACUAGAGAGCUAAUCAGCAGGGACUUUGCUACAGCCAGUGAUGGUAGAAAAUUUGAAAAGCUACAUCUGGGAGAGUAUCGUUGGGAGACUUAUGGGCAGGUGUUUGAUCGUGUUUGCAACUUUGCAUCAGGACUUGUUAGAUUAGGUCAUGAUGUGGACACUCGUGUUGCCAUUUUUUCUGAUACUCGGGCAGAGUGGUUAAUUGCAUUUCAGGGUUGCUUCCGGCAGAAUAUCACUGUUGUUACCAUAUAUGCUUCUCUAGGAGAGGAUGCUCUGAUCCACUCACUUAAUGAGACCCAGGUGUCGACUCUGAUUUGUGAUUUUAAGCAACUGAAGAAGUUGGAUGCUGUAAGUUCGAGUCUAAAAACAAUGAAGAACAUCAUUUACUUUGAAGAUUAUGAGACUGGAAGUGAAUCAAAUCCCUCCAGAAAUAUGAGCACUUGGACAGUUAUGCCUUUCUCUGAGGUGGAGAAGCUGGGGAAAGAGAGUUCUGUUCAUCCAAGACUACCUAUCAAGAAGGAUAUUGCAGUUAUCAUGUAUACAAGUGGUAGUACCGGUCUACCAAAGGGAGUUAUGAUGACCCAUGGCAACCUUGUAGCAACUGCUGCUGCAGUUAUAACUGUGAUUCCAGGACUAGGAAAGAGUGAUGUUUACUUGGCAUACUUGCCGCUGGCUCAUGUUUUUGAGUUGGCAGCUGAGUCUGUAAUGUUAGCUGCAGGUUCUGCCAUUGGUUAUGGGUCGACCCUGACAUUAACAGACACUUCUAACAAAAUCAAGAAGGGAACCAAGGGGGACGUUUCUGUUUUAAAACCCACUCUCAUGGCAGCAGUUCCAGCAAUUCUGGAUCGUGUUCGAGAUGGAGUUUCAAAGAAGGUUGAGGAAAGUGGAAGUCUUGUGAAGACACUUUUCAGUAUUGGCUACAACCGCAGGCUGGCUGCCAUCGAAGGUAGUUGGUUUGGAGCCUGGGGAUUAGAAAAAUUACUGUGGGAUGUCGUGGUUUUCAAAAAAAUACGUUCUGUACUUGGGGGAAGAAUCCGAUUCAUGCUUUGUGGUGGAGCUCCCUUAUCUGGAGAGACACAGCGGUUUAUCAACAUCUGUGUGGGGGCGCCUAUUGGACAAGGAUAUGGCCUCACAGAAACAUGUGCAGGGGCUGCUUUUAGUGAGUGGGAUGACCCUUCUGUUGGGCGUGUUGGCCCACCACUUCCUUGUUGCUACAUCAAGCUGGUUUCUUGGGAAGAGGGUGGGUAUACAACAUCUGACAAACCAAUGCCUCGAGGAGAGAUCACAGUUGGUGGGUUUAGUGUAACCGAUGGGUACUUCAACAAUGAAGCAAAAACAAAGGAGUCAUUUAAGGUUGAUGAGAGGGGCAUGCGCUGGUUCUACACUGGCGAUAUAGGACAGUUUCACCCUGAUGGAUGCCUGGAAAUCAUUGACCGAAAGAAGGAUAUUGUUAAACUUCAACACGGAGAAUAUAUAUCCCUUGGCAAGGUUGAGGCAACUCUGAUGACAAGCAACUAUGUGGACAAUGUUAUGCUGUAUGCAGAUCCUUUCCACAACUAUUGUGUAGCUCUAGUUGUUCCUGUUCAUCAGCUCCUCGAGAAGUGGGCCAAAGAAGCUGGCAUCAAGUAUCAAGAUUAUGCCGAGUUAUGUGAAAAAGUAGAGGCUAUAAAUGAGGUCCAGCAAUCCAUUUCGAAGGUGGCAAAAGCUGCAAAACUGGACAAGUUUGAGACUCCUGCAAAGAUUAAGCUGAUACCGGAGCCCUGGACACCGGAGACUGGAUUGGUUACUGCUGCUCUCAAACUAAAGAGGGAACAAUUGAAGGCCAAAUUCAAAGUCGAGCUGCAAAAGUUAUACCAGUGAAGCACCCUAAUCAUUCUGCAUUUUACUCUGUGUUAUGUUCACUUCAUUAUCAUCUGUAUUGUCCUGUUAUCUUCCUCACCCUUUCCCACCACUACUGCUUACUUUUAGAAGUUCCUUUAGAUACUUUUGACCUAUAAUUUUGUGAGUUAUAGAUGAAUAAUUAUUAGACUGAAGAUGUUUGUGUGUGUGUGUCUGUGUGUUUUGUUUAUUUAAAUAAGAAAAGGUUCGAAGCGACCUAGAAAGCUCUUUGCUUGGAUGUAA
Diospyros lotus (date-plum) is the source of this 2719-nucleotide messenger RNA. RefSeq names its product long chain acyl-CoA synthetase 8. Lineage: Eukaryota; Viridiplantae; Streptophyta; Magnoliopsida; Ericales; Ebenaceae. The record is from RefSeq and is a predicted model, not a curated record. Gene Ontology annotation, cellular component: membrane; endoplasmic reticulum. Bases 263 to 2458 code for a protein of 731 amino acids. The transcript is spliced from 12 exons. Gene Ontology annotation, molecular function: long-chain fatty acid-CoA ligase activity.